GAGGCGCUUUACGGCGACGGUGGCUGAGUGCGAUCCUUGGCUGCCGCGGAGGAGGCGGUGAGGGAGGCGGUGAGGGAGGCGGCGGCGGCGGCGGCUGAGGAGGAAGAGGAGUGGCGGCAGUGGCGGCGGGGACCUGUGCGGGGAUGGCGGAGGUACCGCCUGGGCCUAGCAGCCUCCUCCCUCCGCCGGCACCUCCGGCCUCGGCGGCGGCCGAGCCCUGCUGUCCCUUCCCGGCGGGGGCCGCCGUCGCCUGCUGCAGCGAGGACGAGGAGGACGACGAGGAGCACGAAAGCGGCGGCUGCGGGAGCCCGGCGGGCGGCGAGUCGACGGCCAAGGGGCAUCCGUGCCUCCGCUGCCCUGCGCCGCCGCAGGAACAGCAGCAGCUCAAUGGAUUGAUCAGCCCCGAGCUGCGGCACCUCCGGGCGGCAGCCUCCCUCAAGAGCAAGAUUUUGAGUGCGGCCGAGGCGGCCCCGACCGCGGCAGCCCCCGAUGGGGGCCCCGGAGCGACUGCAAAAGGAGGCGGGGUGCUCUCGGGCGAGAGACCCCCUCACUGCCUCCCCAAUAAUGCAAGAACUACGCUCCCCAGCCCGGCAGAGGCAGAGGCAGCAGCAGCGGCAGCGAGCGAUCCCGCGGCGGCCCGCAAUGGACUGGCGGAGGGCCCCGAGCAGGACGAGGACGACGAGCAGGUGCGGCUGCUGUCUGCAUCCCUGACCGCCGGCUGCAGUUUAAGGAGCCCCUCAGGCAGGGAGGUUGAGCCUGGGGAGGAUCGGACGAUACGUUAUGUCCGAUAUGAAUCCGAGCUACAAAUGCCCGAUAUCAUGAGACUGAUCACCAAAGAUCUGUCUGAACCCUACUCCAUUUAUACCUAUAGAUAUUUUAUCCACAACUGGCCUCAGCUGUGCUUCUUGGCCAUGGUAGGGGAGGAGUGUGUAGGUGCCAUCGUUUGCAAGUUGGAUAUGCACAAAAAGAUGUUCCGCAGAGGUUAUAUAGCCAUGUUAGCUGUGGAUUCCAAAUACAGGAGAAAUGGCAUUGGUACUAACUUGGUUAAGAAAGCUAUAUAUGCCAUGGUUGAAGGAGACUGUGAUGAGGUCGUUUUGGAAACAGAAAUAACAAAUAAGUCUGCUUUGAAACUUUAUGAGAAUCUGGGUUUUGUUCGGGAUAAGAGGCUGUUCAGAUACUAUUUAAAUGGAGUUGAUGCACUGCGACUUAAACUGUGGCUGCGUUGAGAAACUGACAUCAAGGAACAACUUUCCAACCAUGCAGAAUCGACCUUUGCAUGCAAUGCAAUUUGUACAGAAUUGCUUUGCAGGUGGAUUUAGUAAUUUCCAUGCAGCUCUUAUCUGUCAAUGUCUCAUUGAGUGUCGCACAAUAUUUGUUGCACUUUGGCAUGGCGCAUUUGUUCUGAAUUAAAAGAGAUUGUUUUAAACUUAAAAGAGUUCUUUUGGUACCAGCAAGAUGUGCCAGUUGAUCACCAAGAUUUGUUCAUUUGCAAAGUCUGCUGACAAUGUUAUUUACACAGUGAUCAUUUUAUCACAGAACCAGUAAGUGGAAACAAUGAUUUUUGUUCCUUAAAAAAAGCCAAUGUAGAUUGUAAAAAUCUCUAAGUGUACUAACAUUUCACUUGAAACCUGCCAUAGUUUUCUGACGGGGUUGUGGGAAAGCUUCAAUUUUAGGUUUUAUUUUUCAAUAUUAAAUUUUCCAUUCUUGAACAUUGGUACCUCAGUGAAUAGUGAAAGAAAAAACUGUUUUGUAGGGUUGGGUGCGUCUUACAAUGAGUAAAGAUAACAAUUAAAUUGCGUCUGCCAGUGCCUGUAUAGAUAUUUGUCUUCAUCUCUUGUUUUUGAAUGCAUGCUAACUUUUCCUUUUCUUCAAGGCCUUUGCAAGCAAACUUUGUUUUUAUUUAAAUUCUAAAUUUGAUAAUAAAUUAUUUCAGAUUUUUAUAAUUUGGAUACUUUUUCCAGGUGAGUGACAGUGUGGUUUACUGUAGUAGAAGUCCCUUCUUUCCUUACAGUAAGAACUUGAGUCUGCUUGGGAAUCUUUGAGAAAUGUCUCAAAGGGGAUGAGAAAAGUUGAUGGAGCCGGGAAUUGCUGGGUUUUGGAUGCACUUUUUUUUUUUGAGAGUGAGGGAAUUUUUGGAAAAGAAUAGAAAAUUAAUGUAAAUUGGUAUGAUUUUAUUUAAUCAAAGUUAUUGCUAAGCUGUGAGGAACAGCUUUUACAAACUAGUUGGAAUUUUUUUUCCCACUUGAUUUGAAUUCAUAUUGCUUCUGUUUCUUAAAAUGCUUCACUUUUGGUUCUUGGUCUUGGAAAUAAAUUUCAAGGUGCAUUGUAUUCAUUUUAAACUGACUUUAUUUUCUUUCCACUUACGUGAGCAAAUUCUUGGGGAAGCUUUGCUUAGUUCCCAGGAAAACUCGGGAGAAAUAGCGAUUUUUUUUGGAAUGAGUUCUGUGGGUUUUCUUAAUAGCCAUCACCAUGUUCUUCAUUAGUUACAUUGUGUUUUGGCGGAUGGUUGCAAUGUAGCAAAUAUAAAGUUAAUUGCUUUCAGUUGACUCAAGAAACUUGUGAUGGAUAACUUACUUAACUGGAAAACCUAGGUACCCAUAAAAAAGAAAUUCUCUGUGAAAAAUGUUUGUAGGCAUCUGUGUUCUUUUAUCUUUAAUUUGGAUAUGUUUUCCUUCUGCUCUAGGAUUUGGUUUGAAUUUUAUUUUAUGGCUAUAAUUACUGUAUUUUUAAAAACCCUACCUCCAUUAACAGUUGGUAAAGCCCCCUUUCAGGAAAGUUUGUUGCCUUUUUUUAUUUUUUAAAGGAAAGCUGCUCCUUGCUCAGUGUCCUGUCUUGAAAGUGAACAUGGUAACAAGUAUUUUAAAAUAAAGAUACACACAUUUGGUGAAAAUUAAACCUUCCUGCUGGUGGGAUCAUUUUAUAGUUCCUUAUUUUUAAAGAAAACUUUUCCUUUCUGCUUGAUAUUGCUCUUGAAAGUUUAAUGGGCAGAAUACUGGUUACAUUAAAAAUAUCACAUACUACUCAGCUUACUAGCUGACCAGUUUGUGUGUGUUUCUGAUCAUACUUCAUUUGGGCUAUAGCAUUUAGAGGAAUGCCAAUCAUAGUGAUGUUUGUUAUUUUUUAAUAUAGAGGGAAUUAAAACAGUUCAGUACUUAACAUUGUCAAAUUUAAUCUCACCACUUUAUAUUUGACUUGUUGGCUCAUGGGUAAUGAUUGUUGAUAAACACACGUUUGUUUGACUUGCUAUGGGGACAGUUCUAAAACAGGUAUGUGCUAGAUUUUCAAUUCAUGUGUUUUUGGCAGGUUGCCAAUGAAACCAUCACUACUGACUUUUUCCCCAGAAUUGACUGGAUGUUUGUAAACAUGACCUUAACCAUGUGAUUAAAAAGUCACAUGGUUGCCAUAUUGUUCAUCUGGUAUAUGUUGAAUAUUGAUGUCUACUUUAUGUCUUUAAUGGGAUAUUCAAAAAUUUUUUACUUAAGCAGAGUAAAACAUGCUUGAUAAUCCAGCACCAGAAUUAAGUCUCCAUUCCAGCUGAAGUAGCAUCAAACAUUAAUGUACUUUUUCUUAUUGGGCUUUCAUUUUUUUUGAUAUGAUCUUAAUUCCAUUUUAAAUUGACAGAGUGAGUUCACUUGGCUAAAACUGAGCAAAAUUGGUGCAACUUUCUUUUAAUGGGGUGCUGCCUCUUUAAGACUGACUGUACUGUCAACUGACACUGGUUUGGCAGUUGAUACUGCUGAACAUUUUUAUACAUGCUACCGUGAAGCUAUGUAUGUUAGUAUUGAAGAAGCUAACGGGUAUACUACCAUUUUUGAUGUGCGGACUGAUUGUAAUUUUCCUUACAUUAGGAUGGAACUACUCUAGAGAAGUCCAUAGAUCAGAAACCAGGUGUAGUUUUUGAAGUUAAAGCCAGCAAAAUAAAAAAAGAAAAAAUUAUUUAAAAAUUGGUUUUAAUAUUUUCUGCCUAUUCCCCACAUUACCCUCCCCACUUGCUUGACAAAUCUAUGUAAAGGAGUUUCUUAGUCACAUGUUUUAACUUUACCUUGUCCUAUGUUAUGGUAUUCGGCUGACAUGUAUACGACUGGAUGUGUAUAUUUAUUAUGGUGUCUAAAAAUCAUGAAGUUUAUCACUUUCCAGGAGCAUAGAUAAAGUCACAUUGGUAGUGCAUCAGAGUUACUUUUCAGUGCACCAUGACAUCACUAAAAUGAGUGUUAUAAUGUUCCAGGGCUUUCAGGUUUGUAAAAACAUAACCAUAAAUUAUAUUUGACAUCAGAUAUGAGUUGAGUAUCUAUAAAAUACCACGUGUAUCUCAAAAUAUCGGACUGUUGUUUGAUGACUGGAUAUUGCUGCAUAAUUUUCUUCUAUUGUCCCAUAUCCUUUUGGAGAGAGAGAUUUAAUGGGAUUUGAAAUGUGCAAGCUGUCUAAAUAAGAUGCAGUCAAAUAAAGUUGGUUAAGUUGUGUUUGCAUUUUUCUUUUAGAUACAGCUGUGUGCAUUUUAUGGUUGGCUUGUUUUACUUGUAUCUGCUAAGAAACAAACCCACUCAAUCCUGUUCCCCUCUUCCUGCCUCCCAUCCAAGAGUUACUUGGAAGAACUGACAUACAGUUGUCAUCAUUCUACUUUGUGUUCUGACAAUGUAAAUUUGUAAAUAACAUGAUUUUCCUAGAAGUAUUCAGAAUUAGUUAACUCAUAUCAUAUAUCAGUACAAAUGAGAGUAUUUUUGCAUGCAUCAAACCCAAGCCCUUCUUUUGGUCCGUCUUCCAUAGCAAUUUAUUCCUAAAACAGUUUUUGUUUUAAUUUACUAUGUUUUGUUUGUAUUUAAGUAAUGUUUUUUUCCCCUUGCCAAGACACCAAAGUGAAAUGGAGCAAUAUUAAAAGGGCUUUUUGCCCUAGUCUUGUGAGAAGCUUUAAAUGGUAGUUAGGCAUGCUUUCAUAUUUCAAGAUUUAUGGGUAUUAGUAGAAUGAAGAGACCUGUUUUAAUCAUGACCCCUAAGUUACUUUCAUAUGCUUGCCAAGUCUUCACCUUGUUUUUUUAUAGUCUUGUGAAAAUACCAGUUCAUGUUUUGCAUGGGCCCUCCAUGGAAGUUGAAAUAUUUCAUGAAUUGUCUAAAUAAGGACCAGGAAGUUGAUUCUGUUCUUUCACACCUAUGAACAGAGAUCAGUAUUAACCUGUAGCCCAGAGUUAUGGUGAUACUUUUAAAUAACUUCUAAAAAAUGAGUUUGAAAAAUCUCUUGUGCAUAUUAGCACACUGCACUUUCUUCAGAUCAGCACUGUCCAAUAGCACUUUUAAAGAUAGAUAUGCUCUUUGUGUCCUCUGUUAUGGUCACUAGUCACAUAGCUAUUGAGCCCUUGAAGAGUGGCUAGUAUGAAAAACUGAAUUUUUAAUUUCAGUUAAUUAAAAUUUAAAUAGCCACAUGCAGUUAGUGGCCACUGUAUUAAAUAACAGCUUUAGAUAAUAUUUAAGUAAUAAUAAAUGAAAACUUUUUAGGUAGAAUUCGUAAGACUAUUAUCUAAUUUAUUUAAAUAUGAAACAGGUUUAUGAAUAUGCCUCUGAACAAGAGUAUAUAGCUGCACUGUUAAUGUUGACAGUUAUUUAAUUAGUACAGUAUCUGACACCACCUCUGUCCCUGCCCUCAUUAUGGUGUAGCCCUUUUGAGAAAGCCCCCCUUUUGAUUUUUAUUUGGAAGUUCACUGGGUUACAGAGAUGCACAGAUUCAAGUGCCAAAAAUUGGUUUCUGAUGAGACUGUCAUAUUUUUAGCAUUAAAACAUUUAUAUAGCUAAGCCUAAUCAUUUCUCAUUUUAGAUGAAUUUGAAAUCAUUUCACCUCUAAAUAAGAUUGUUCAGUUUGCAUUUACCAGUGGUCAAACUGGAACAUGGAGGUAUGCUUAUACUUUUUUUUUUUAAUAAUUCGGGAAGGUUAUUCAUGCUGAUGUAAAGGCCAGUUUUUUUGUUUUUGUAUAAUGAGAGAACCACAUUAAUUUUGCUGUGUUCACUGGCCACAGUGUGUGUUAUCCUUAAUCCUAGGUGAUCAUCUAUCUAUCUUGUGUUACUCAUCAAAAAGACAAGAGUGGGGAUGGUACACACUGUUAACACGACUGGGGAAAGAGCUAAAAGCACAUUUUCUGUUGAUAGCAGCCAGUUUAAACUUCCUGUGAAAAAGACCUAGGAAUAACAAAAGUGCUAAAGUGCCCAAACUAUCUUCUACCUGAAAAAGUGUAACAAUGCAGGGAUUAUAAUGUAAGGUUUUAUAAUGCUAAGAAAUAAGCUCAUUUUUAGUUACGGAUUUUCGUGAUUACCUCUUUGCUGUAUGAAUAUAUCUCAAUUUUCUAAUACCUCAGUUUCCUGAGAACCUGUAUGUAUAUUUUUGUAAAUAAAAUAAUUUACCAUAUGCUAGGGGAAGGACCUGGCUUUUAAAGAAAUUGUAUAAAGACAUUUGUUGCUAGAUUUGUUACACAAUGAAUCAAUUUGAAAUUUCUUAAAAAUGGUUUAUAGCCUUUUCUGGUCCCCUUGACUGAGGUUCUUUUUAGUAAACAUUAUUUAUUUAGUGAGAUUUGUGUACCAGGAAGUGUGUACCCUCAUGUGUUCAUUUACAACUGCAAAGAUUUGUAUAUCCUGUGUUUUCCUUUUAUGCCAAAGAAACUCACCCUUUUUAAAAGCCAGCAGGUUGAACAAACUGAAAAAAAAUUGCCCCUUAAAUAGGCACUGCUAAGUUUUAUUUGCUGAGAUUUAAAUAUUUUCUAGAGAAAAUAUACUCAAUUUUUAGUUAAAGCCAGUAUUAAUAAUUUGUAAAAUGCAUGUGUUUUUAGGAAUGCAUUGGUUCCAUUAAGGAUAGCAUGUUGACAAUUUUAAGGAACUGUGUUGCAUUAAGAUCCACAAUUGCAUGAAACUUUUUAAAGCUGAUAUAAGAUAUAAAGUAAUUGCUAAAUUUUAAGUAUAUUUGCGAACUAUUCAGGAUUCAGUGGCCUAACAUAUAGGGGAUUGAUAACUCAUCUUCAGGGCCAGAUUUCCCAUGAUUGUACAUGGUUAUUGAUCAUUUGAAAAGGGCUGAACCUGCUGCCUUAAAGCUAAACCUGCUGCCUUUAAACUUUGCUACCUCCCUCCCUCCAAUCAUGACUGUAAACAGUGACUCUUUGCACAGUCAGCUAGCAUUAUACUUGAUUUUAUUGUGAAUGCAAAUAAAAUAAAGUUUGUAAGUCCACCAA
This is a messenger RNA of Manis javanica (Malayan pangolin), 7202 nucleotides long. It is a transcript of the gene NAA30, whose product is annotated as N-alpha-acetyltransferase 30, NatC catalytic subunit. The record is from RefSeq and is a predicted model, not a curated record. Gene Ontology annotation, molecular function: protein-N-terminal amino-acid acetyltransferase activity. Gene Ontology annotation, biological process: N-terminal peptidyl-methionine acetylation. NCBI's taxonomy places the organism in Eukaryota, Metazoa, Chordata, Mammalia, Pholidota, Manidae. Gene Ontology annotation, cellular component: NatC complex.